This is a messenger RNA of Neolamprologus brichardi, 4021 nucleotides long. NCBI's taxonomy places the organism in Eukaryota, Metazoa, Chordata, Actinopteri, Cichliformes, Cichlidae. The record is from RefSeq and is a predicted model, not a curated record.
GGUGCAGUUCUGUCCGGGGCUGAGGAUGAGUAGGGGAGAUGUGUAUGUGUGUGUGUGGAGGGGGGGAUACCUCAGUUUGACAUAUAUCCCAGGAGACACGCGUGUUUUCAUCAUGUAGAGGCAGCCAGAGAGCCGAGCUAAGUCACAUUCAGCUUUAAACUUCCAUCCGGCCUGAAGCUCACACUGCCGUGACUGCAAGCAGCGGCUUCUCUGCAGAAACAAGCAAAACAAAUCACUCGCAGAAACAGAAGAAUGGCAGCUGCAUACAUCCUCUUCUUCACUUUGUGGGUCUCUACAGCCUUCACCACAGGACUGUUCUGCCCUCAGCUCUGCACCUGCUCGGUUAAAUACAGCCGUCUCUUUGCAGAUUGCUCCUACAAGGAGCUAGAUAAAGUCCCAGAGGGUUUUCCUCCCAGUGUUGCGACCAUUAGUCUCUCUGCUAAUAAAAUCAGUGUACUACUUCUGGGGACAUUUGACAAUGUCACCAGGUUGAUUUCCUUGUGGAUGUCACACAAUGAGAUUGUGUCCAUUGAACAGGGGACGCUUGUGCCUUUGGUUCAUCUGCAAAACUUAGACAUCAGCCACAAUAAAAUAGUAGACUUUCCUUGGGAGGAUCUACAGAACCUCACAGGACUGUAUAUGCUGAAGAUGAAUCACAAUGAGAUGGUCAGCCUGCCAAUGGACGCCUUCUCCAACCUGAAAGAUCUGAAGUCUCUUCGGCUCAACAAUAACAGAUUUGUGACCAUAGCUGAAGGAACAUUUGAAGGUUUGCUGUCUUUGUCACAUUUGCAGAUUUAUAAUAAUCCAUUCGCUUGCACCUGCUCCCUGGAAUGGUUCAGAGUUUGGAUUUCAACAACCACCAUCUCACUCACUGAGCACAGCCCCAUCACUUGUGCAACACCAGAGAAAUUUAAAGGAAUGGAGAUCAGGAAACUGCCUGAGGCAAAAUGUACAAGCCCCAAUGUCACAGUAUGGACUGAGUCAGAUAAUGCACAAUUCUAUGAGGGCAGCAAACUGGUCUUGACUUGUGAAUUCAAAGGAAACCCAAAACCACUAGUCCUGUGGAGCAUUCACAGCAAAAGCCGAAAACAGGAGCUGGCUUUGUUGUUCGCUGAGGAGGGCUCUGCAGAAUCCAGCGAGGACUCCUCGGUGUCCUACGAGUCGGAUUCAAUUAAAGUCUUUAAUAACGGCACACUUCUCGUUUCAAACCUCAGGAAGGAAGAUGGGGGCAACUACAGCUGCUCUGCCACAAAUGAGCUUGGAAGAGCGGAGGAUUCGGUUUUAGUUGAGGUGAUGGCGCUGUCUACACCAACACCCACGAAGCAAAUGACCACAGUACCCACUUACACUAAAACAAACCCAUCUACACGCCAGGAAACAGUCAAAGCAUCUGCUUUUAAUGCUGUGCAGAGAAAAAAAAUUACGAGCAUCAUACCCACUCACCCACCAACUGCAGACAGCGUUUCCGAACCUAAUGAAGAUUUAACAAAAUAUCUAUCUAGCAAAUGUGGCUUGACGGCUAAUACGAGCUAUAUUUCGAGCCCUGUCUCAAACGGGAGCCUAGAUGACAUCAAAUACAUGUUUGACUUUGGUGUGAUUGCAUUAGGAGUGUCAGAAACACAGGCAACAGUGCGACUCAAUCCUCUUCUCAUGGCCAGACAAAAGGGCAACCAGGCAGCUGAUGCCACCUCUGACAACAAAGAGCACCACGGCCUUCCAGACAUCUCAGAAAAAGCCCCUUCAAAUGGCUUGUAUCUGUGCGUCACCGCAGACCUAAAACAUUCUGCCGUGCAGUGGUCGAAGAUCAGGGAUGGCGUCAACUCAUAUCAGUUCAGCGGUUUGCGACCAGGCACCAACUAUUCCCUCUGCCUGACCUACAGAGGGGAGGACUGUGAGGUCCACGUGCUGUUCACCACAAGAAGGAAGGUGCCAAACCUUUUCAUCAUCAUCUCAGUCAGCAUCUGCCUCCUGACCGUGUCCACUGUGCCUCUGCUCGGGGCUACGUGCUUCCACCUGGUGUACAAGUACCGCAGCAAGACCUACAAGCUGAUCCUUAAGGCCAAAGACCAGUAUCACAUAGAGAGGAACCUCACCACCAACUUCAACAUCUACGCACCUCAUGCCGAGUCUCUGAAGAAGAUUGACAGCAGCCAGCUGGAUGAAGAGGAAGACGAGACGGAGAGCGGAGAUGGGGACAAGGAGGCCGAUACGGAAGAGAGUGUGGUGACCGACUCCUUUACUUUGUCUCAGUGCAGGGGGAAUUUGGACGACUGUGAGGUGGGAUCUGAGUACAGUGACAGGCUGCCUCUGGGAGCUGAAGCAGUGAAUAUUACAACUAAUUACAAAUAUCCCAAUCAGUAACUUGUCACUACCUGUGAUAUAAUGUAACUUGCUUUCGUAACAUCCCCACCACCUUAAAAAUUACAAUCCCACACAACUAAACGACAUCCUCCAGAAUGAUUGUAUUUGUUUCAUUAAUACUGAUUGUAAUUAACAUAUCAGUUAUAUUCUCACCUUUCUCUGAUGCUCCAUUUUUUUUAUCAAUUAUGUAAAUAUUAGCUGCGCAAGACCAGUCUCCAUGGAAUUUAACCCAAACCAUGAUCAUUUAAAUCAAAAGGUUCCACGGAGGAGCUGAAACACAGUGCCCUGGUUUAAAUUAUCGUAGAUGAUGCCUUUGGAAACCAUAUUUCCCCUAAAAUGUGACUACUGAUGUAGUUUAGAUGUACGAAUUUAAUUAUCUUGGAUCCAGGAUUGUUUAUCAUUUGUUUGUUAAUCAUUAUGUUGCUUCAUUUGUUGGUGCCAUUCAGUUUCAUAGAAAUAUGACUUUACUAUACUCGCUUGAAACAACAAUCCAUGCUGCAGCAUUCAGUGAUUGGAUGGGCAACUGGUUGCCUGUCUAUUGAUCACUUGUGGAAAUUUUCCAGAUUCUCCAGUGCAGCAAAUAGGACAACAACGCGCUGAUAAAAUCCCCUCCAUCAAAGCAGGAAUUGUCUGUACACUUCGUACUUGUUAAGAGAUGACUUGAAAAUUAUUAUUUUAAAAUUUGGGAAGAAGUUUCUCUUCUUGGUGAGAACAUGAUUAUCACCAUGGUGACCAUUGAUUGAUCUUAGCACUAAACAACUAAAGGUAAAAAGAGUUCCUUUGCUAAUGGUCAUUUUCACACAUGUAAGAGAAAACAGGGGAUUGUCUGUACAGAUGUGUAUUCACUACUGAAAACACUCCUCGCUAUUGUGAGGAGCGUGCAGGAGGUAGGAUGUGAUGUUCAUCACCGGGCACACUAUCGCCUGCUCUGUUCACACGUGGGCAAACCACGCAGUGUGUAGACUUUCUAAUAUCACGCUUGUAGGGUGAAGUGUAUUUAUUGCAGAGAUCUGUUCUGCCUGGUGAAGUUCGAGGUUACAGUGAAUUUACGAAAACUGUAAUAAAAGGUUGGAGAAAGUUGGAGAAAGAAAGCAAACUGAAAAGCAUAGAGAAAGUAUGCACUGUCACCAUAUCUGCAGAAUUCCUGAUUUUCUUCUUUGAAUAAAAAAAGUCUUUUAAAUUUUUAAAUGUGCACCUAGAUACAGAUCUACACAAAAAUACACAUAGUGAUAGACAAUCACGGGGAGCAAGUAUACUAUUUAAACAUCCUUUUAAAAAUUUAUUUCAGUACUGGUGAUCUUGAGAAAGAAAAAAAAGCCCCACAAAACAUGCACGGACUUGACCAAAUUUUAGUAACUCUAUCUCAGUAAAUGCUGUUUACAUAAAAUCAGAAAGGUACGAGUUAAGAAUUCACAGUAAGACCACAAGAGCAAGAAUAAAAUCUUCUGUGGUGUGAAGGUAAAAUUUCCACAGUAGGGACUGAAUAUCUAUUAAGAAUUUCAAAGUGCACACUAUGACUAACCGACACUAAGUCCUGUAUGUAAAUGUUUUUUCAGACCAGUUAUUCAACGGUUAUAUCCACGUUUACAUGAGCGCAGGUAUGACAAGAAAUGAAAGCCUAUGUAACCUCAGAAACGUUGAUAUCUCAUUCAUUUUUAAG